This is a messenger RNA of Nilaparvata lugens (brown planthopper), 3032 nucleotides long. RefSeq lists its product as uncharacterized. The transcript has a single exon. Lineage: Eukaryota; Metazoa; Arthropoda; Insecta; Hemiptera; Delphacidae. The record is from RefSeq and is a predicted model, not a curated record. The coding region runs from base 70 to 2391 and encodes 773 amino acids.
UUCCUAUUUUUUCAAACAUCUCCCCCUUAAUAUUAAAAUGUAAACAAAUAAUAAACGUUUUUAAACAACAUGAGAGGUCCGGAAAAAUCGAAAUAUUUAGCCGAAGUUCUAGAAUCCGUUGCAAAUUCCGAAGAAAAAUUGAAAAAAGUUGAAUUCGAACUACGUAACAGAGUUUGUGGCUAUUAUAAACACAAUGAAGAAGUCAGUAUUGACGUGGAAUCUAUCCAUGGUAAGUUGGAAAAAGUUUCAAACAUUUGUGAACCAAGAUUUGAAAACAGAGAUCAGCCUGAAAAUGUACAAGCAUUUGAUUUAAUUUCUUGUAAUGUUAACAAGGUUGGGGGAAUUUCACAUGAGACUAGAAAUAAGGAGGUUUUAAUGAGUUUGGAAGCAAUGGAGUCAAUUUGUUCUGAUAGUAAAGAUAAAGAAACAUUAAAAGUUGAUGAAUCAAAAUUUGCAAAUAACAAUUUUUUCAGCAAUUUUGAAACAAGUGAUAGCAUGUCAAAUCCUUGCAAUGGAAAAAUUGGAGAAUUAUUAAAAAUUGAAGAACAAAAUCUUGAAAGUACUAAUGGAUAUGUCACUUUAAAAUCUGUAGCUCAUAAUCAUCUGCACAAUGGAGAUGAUGAAAAAGCAUUACAGAUUUAUUCAAUUCCACAAAUUGAUAGACAAGAUGUUUUAAAUUACAAUGGAAAUUUGGAAAGUUUAGAUUUGAUUCCAAGGAGAGAUAAAAUAAAUUUACAAAAUUUAACUCUAGAAACAGGAACAACUGAAGCAAUUGACUUGAUUCCUAGGCAUGAUAGUGAUGGAAAUGAUCUACAAAUCAAAGAAGAUUCUAGAAUAAAUCAAGUUAUCAAUUUAGAACCGAUUGUUGAACCAACUUCUCAAAUUCACGUUGGAGAUGAAGAAAUAUCAGAAUCUCUAGAACAAAAAUCAGAGACUGAUCACAAAAAGAAAAUACCAAACAAUAAUAUAAAAGUGCUGGUGGAUAAAAUACAUUCUGCCGUAGAAUGCCGACUGAAACAGUGUCUGGAACCAUACCGAUCUAGAAAGCAAAGAGGUCCGUUCACACUAAAGAAAAUAGAUACAGAAAAACAUUUGAUGGAUGGAAUUGACAAGAAUAGUUUUGGAGAUGGUUUAAAAAAAUCAAAUUCUGAAAAUGGUGGUGGAAUGGAAUUUGUUGAAAAAUUGUUUGCCAGCUAUUAUCAGAGGGAAAGAGAUAGAAAAGAAGACACAGAGAUAGAGAGAGAAAAUGACAAAAGUCAAAAACUUUCCAGAAUUUUGGAUAAAAUUGCUUCAAAAGGUUUAGAAAAACUACUGCAGGGAAGUCAUCAUAUUAAUAACUUGACAGAUGAGAUCAAGAUGAAGAAAAAUGAGAAAAUUGAAGAUAAAUUCGAAAGUACUGAGGGAAAUAUGACAGCGACAAAUACAAAUGAUAAAAAAAUUACAACUGAUGGAACAAAGAAAGAAAAUCUGAUAUUGAAUAAAGAUGGAAAUGGAGGUGGAUUAAAGAGAGAACAACAUAGAAAUAGAAAAACGAAAAGUAAGAAGUAUGAAAACUAUUUGCCUACUAUUGGAGAAAAAGGUGAAAGCAGUUAUGAAAAUGAACGCGGAAAUAAAAAGAACAGGAGAGAAGAUGUCCGAAGCAACAAGAAAGAUAGAGCAAAGAAAUUUGUGGAAAAAAUAAAGUCACCUUACAAACCUGCACAGGAUGAUAAGAAGAUGAAUAGAUGUUUAAAAACUGGAGGAAAUAAAAUGAAAAUUAUUGAGAAGGGUGUCAAAGAAAUUAGAAAAAUUAAGAAGAGUCCUUAUUCGAAGUCUUUUGAUAUUGGAAAGAGAAAAAUGCAGGGUGAACCAAUAAGAAAGAGAGUGAUAAAGAAAGGAUGUAAGAAGAAAAGGGUCAACAAGAUGACAAAUGAAGAAAAUGAUGAAGAAGACUCAAAAAUAGUUUGUAUAUCACUAAAAAAUCAGGGGAAGGAAGAGGGUAAUAAUGAGAAACAAAACACAAACGAAAUGUUUGAUAUUAUAAAAGAGCUAGUUUUCAGAAAGAAUAACGUGCAGGAGAAGGUAAAAUCCAAGAAAAAGAAACAGAAAAAGAGAAAAGAGAAGGAGGAGGGAAAAGAGAAAGAAGAGAAGAACGUAAGAAAAAAGAAAAUUGACAAACCAGUGUGGUUAGUGCCAGACGGGCAUCCUGAUGGUUUUCAACCCCCAAAAACUAAACAUCGCAUGAGUGCGCAUAAAUUGGAAAAUUUUUCUGAAGAAGACAAACAAAAUAAAAAUAGUUUGUCGAAUGAUAAAUUCAAAAGGCGCAAAGAGUUUGUCAUAUUUUUGGACGACAAACAAAAUAAUAUAUUCGGUACAAAAUCUGCGUUUAGAAUGCCUAUGAAAAACUGUUAGAUCCAGAAAAUAUCGUUCAAAUAAUGUCUAAGUUUACAAUGUUUUGAAACCAGGAAAUUGAGAAAACUGACACUGAGCAACUGAAAUUGUUGAACAUCAAAUUGAAGCAUAAAAAAUUGAUGUCAAAUAAUGAUGACUUGUUGGUAUUGAAAUUUAAAAUUGAAGAAACAUUUCAGAGGAAUCAAGAAAAGGCUAGUUGGAAUUCUUUAAAUUUUUGAAGAAUGAUAUUGCUUGAAAAAAAUUAAUAGAUCUUUAAAUAGUCAAGUAAACGUCAAAAUUCUGGAUUCAUCAAAAACCUCAAUUCGAAGUAAAAGAAAUUCAUUAUCAAGUUAAUAAGACAGAGUAGAAAUCAGCUAAAAAGUAAAAUUCAAUCCAAGCUCCCAUCUAAUUUAAAAAUGCAAUCCAAGUUCUAGGAGAGAAAAAGGCAAAAUACCAUUUGGAGAUAAAUAUGUUUGAAAUUUUAAUCAACGAAAUUUUGAUUACUAUUUCUAAUGCGAGGUGUUUACCUUUCACAAUUGAGUAAGAAAGUAGUAAUAUGGGCAAAAAGCUAUGUUGUGGUGAAUUAACAAUGAAACAUACUAAAUACCGGAUAAAAUUAUAAAUAUCUGAAAGAAUACUGAAAAUAUAAUAUUUAUAAAAGA